GUUUUGUAGCGUGUUGCAAUGGUGUUAGGGUUUCCACAGUUCGGUUACAGACUGUAAUGUUGUGUUAACUGAUUACGUACGGACAGAUCACAGUAUACAUCGUAAUGUGCUGAUACUAAUACCAGCUACAAGACUGACUUGUAUUUAAAUAAACACUACUGUAUUUUUGUGAACAUUAAACAGUUCCCAACAACAGCAAUGACUAAGGAAAAUGACUCAGACAUCUUUCAAGAUGAGCGAUUCGCUCAUAUCAAACAGGAUCCCAGGUUUCAAAAAAUGCCGCGGUUGGAGCGUAAAGUCAAAAUUGACAAGCGAUUCCAAGGGAUGUUUCGAGAUCAACGUUUUAAGGAGAAAUAUACAGUUGACAAACGAGGUCGUCCAGUCAAUCUGUCAACUAACGAGGAUUUGAGGAAAUAUUAUGAACUAUCAGAUUCUUCCUCUUCAGAUGAGGAGGAGGAGGGGGAAGAAGAAGAAAGAAAAAAGAAGAUAACAAAAUCAAAGAAAAAAAAACUGGUCAAAGAUACAGCUGCUGCUGUUAAAGAUCAAAAAACUUCAAAAAAUUCACUGAAAGUUGGAAAAAAGAAAGUACCAAAGCAGAGGCUGCAAAUACACUCUAAAGUGAAUCAGAACGAUACACUAUCUGUAAGGGCAAAAACAAAACUUGGAAAGAAACAAAGUUCAGAGGAUGAUGAUUCUAUUGAUCUUGCCAGGGGGAAAGGUAAUAUCGAAACUAGUUCUGAAGACGAUGACGAUUCCAUUGAUCUCGCCCGAGGAAAAGGUAAUAUAGAAACCAGUUCAGAAGACGAUGAUUCUAUUGAUCUUGACCGGGGAAAAGGUAAUAUCGAAACUAGUUCCGAAGACGAUGACGAUUCCAUUGAUCUCGCCCGAGGAAAAGGUAAUAUAGAAACCAGUUCAGAAGAGGAGGAAGAUGAUGAAAGCAGCUCAGAUGAAGAAGGCGGCACCGAUGAGAUCGAAAUUGAGCACAAAUGGGGAGAGUUGGAUGCUGAUGCAGGAUCCACCACGGAGGCUACUUGUAGACUUGCUGUGUGUAACAUGGACUGGGAUCGGAUUAAAGCCAACGAUUUAUUAAUCAUGUUUAAUUCAUUUAAACCAACUGGAGGGAUUAUUAAGUCAGUAAAGAUUUAUCCAUCGGAAUUUGGAAAGGAGAGAAUGAAAGAGGAGGAUUUGAAAGGUCCUAAAGAGUUGGUUGAAAAUGCAAAGAAGUAUUUUGAUGACGAAGAUGAUGAAAAAUACCAAACAGAGCGGCUACGGCACUACCAAAUGCAGAGGUUGAAAUAUUACUACGCCGUGGUGGAGUGCGAUUCCCCUACUACAGCCAAUACAAUAUACGAACAAUGUGAUCGUAUGGAGUAUGAAAGCAGUGCCACACAACUGGACCUCAGAUUUAUUCCUGAAGAUAUGGAAUUUGAGGAUGUGCCUACGUCUGUAUCUUCCGAAAAUGUAGAUAUUGCUACAUUCAAACCCACGUCAUUCAUCUCAUCAGCCUUACAACAGACACAGGUACACUUGACUUGGGAUGAAACGAACAGAGAUCGUCUUGCCUUGACGACAAAGAAGUUUGACAAAGAUGAAGUGAUGAAACUUGAUGUGCAAGAUUAUCUUGCUUCUUCCAGUGAUGAGGAAGGUAACCAAGGUCUGAAGGAGACCACAGAAGAACUUUUCAAGAAGAAAGAUCAAAACGAGGAAAUGACGGCAUGGCAACAGUACCAGAAAAAUAAAAAGGAGAAGAAAAAGGAAAAGAAAAAAGAAGAGGAAGUGAAAAAAAAGCAGAUUAAACAGCAACAAACUGGUUACCUAGUGAUGAUGAGUUGCCGGCUGAUGUUGACCUCAAUGAUGAAUAUUUCAAAGAAGCCCUCAAUGAGGGACGAAAAGACAGUUUCCAAGGAUGCACGGAAGAAGCGGAAGAAGAAAAGAAAAGAGGAGGAACUGACAGCUGAAGAACUUGAAGAGAAGAAACAAAAGGAGGCGGAGCUAGAACUACUGUUGAUGGACGAGGACGACGACAAACAACAUUUCAGCCUAAAAGCCAUCAUAGAUUCAGAAAAGCAAAAGAAGAAGAGGAGGAAGAAGAAAAAAGUUGAGGAUGAGAAGUUGAAAUUUCAAGACAACUUUGAGGUUGAUGCACACGAUCCGAGAUUCUCCGCCAUUUACGAAUCCCAUCAUUACCAGAUUGAUCCAUCUGAUCCGCACUUUAAGAAAACUAAAGCCAUGGAUGUGAUUAUCCAGGAAAAGCAGAGACGUCGUGAGAAAGAGGACAAAUCUACGAAGGUUAGGUUACAAGAAAAGGCUAAGGAGGGAAAUGUAAAAAGUGGAGGUCAAGACAAGAGAGUACUGUCAAUGCUAGUAAAGUCUGUCAAGAACAAAACUGACGAAUUUAAUGCAAGGAAAAGUAAAAAAUUGAAAUUAAAGUGA
Messenger RNA from Saccoglossus kowalevskii, 2433 nucleotides. Its product is annotated as ESF1 homolog. Gene Ontology annotation, cellular component: nucleus. Gene Ontology annotation, molecular function: RNA binding. NCBI's taxonomy places the organism in Eukaryota, Metazoa, Hemichordata, Enteropneusta, Harrimaniidae. The record is from RefSeq and is a predicted model, not a curated record. Gene Ontology annotation, biological process: rRNA processing.